AUGGCCCUAGCAAAAGUGCAAAAGCUUGCCACAUUUCUCCAAAGCAAGACUACGCCACCUAUGUUCUUUGACAAGUUAAUGAUUCAGCAUGCAAGAAUUGAGAGUGCAGAAAAAGGCCCAGAAUCCACAAAACUUGUAGUUAAGCUCCCUGUUUUGCAAGAAUUCUCGAAUACUUUCGGACCAAUGCACGGCGGUGCUAUUGCUACAGCUAUUGACCAAUUUACGACGUGGGCUAUUUUUGCAGCUGACCGAGAUGGGCGCAGAACAGUAAGCGUUGAUUUAUCAGUUACUUAUAUUUCUGCUGCUUUAGUUGGAGAAGAGCUCACCAUUAUUGCUGAGUGCAAUAAAGUUGGCAAGACAUUGGCAUUUACCUCUGCUGAAAUUUGGAUCAGGCAGCGGCUUGUAGCUAUGGGAAAGCAUACUAAAUAUCUUUUUGAAGAUAAAAUAGGUGUAGAAGAGUAA
Molecule: messenger RNA, 462 nt
Organism: Blepharisma stoltei
Lineage: Eukaryota; Ciliophora; Heterotrichea; Heterotrichida; Blepharismidae
Source: the annotation of a GenBank genome assembly